AUGAGGGUUUUUAAAGGUGCCCCAAGGAGGCUCCUCAGCUCCAGUCUCACCGGCUGCUGCUCCUGAACACCUGUCACCAUGUGGCUUCUGAUCCUGUUCCUCGCCCUAUCCCUGGGAGGCACUGGUGCUGCGCCUCCCCUGCAGUCUCGGAUUGUCGGAGGAUCGGAAUGUGAGAAGAAUUCCCAGCCCUGGCAGGCGGCUGUGUACCACUACAGUAGAUUCCUAUGCGGGGGCAUCCUGGUGAGCCCCAGCUGGGUGCUCACAGCUGCCCAUUGCCACAAAGACAAGUACCAGGUUUGGCUAGGCCGCCACAGCCUAUUUGAGGAUGAACCCUCAGCUCAGCACCGGUUUGUCGACAAAAGCAUCAUCCAUCCUGACUUCAACCUGAAGCUCCUGGAGAAUGACGCCCCGAAAGCUAAGAAGGACUACAGCAGUGACCUGAUGCUACUACAUCUCAGCCAGCCUGCUGCGGCCACAGAGUAUGUGAAGACCAUCAGUCUGCCCUCUGAGGAGCCCAGGCUGGGGAGCACCUGCCUUGCCUCAGGCUGGGGCAGCACUGACCCCAUCAAGUUCGUAUACCCAGAUACUCUCCAGUGUGUGAACAUCACGCUCCUGCCCAAUGAGGACUGUGCCAAAGCCCACAUCCAAAAGGUGACAGAUCUCAUGCUGUGCGCAGGAGAGAUGGAAGGAGGCAAAGACACUUGCGUGGGUGACUCAGGCGGCCCGCUCAUCUGUGAUGGUGUGCUUCAAGGUGUCACCUCAUGGGGCUAUGCCCCAUGCGCCGUACCCAACAAGCCAGCCAUCUACACCAAACUUACUGAUUUCAUCUCCUGGAUACAAGAAACUAUAAAUGAAAACUGAGUGUCACACUGUCCCCUGCUCCCAAUAAAACCCACCAUGCAGCAAAUGA
Molecule: messenger RNA, 910 nt
Organism: Psammomys obesus (fat sand rat)
Lineage: Eukaryota; Metazoa; Chordata; Mammalia; Rodentia; Muridae
Product: kallikrein-1-like
Exons: 5
Coding region: 79-861 (260 amino acids)
Biological process (GO): zymogen activation; regulation of systemic arterial blood pressure
Molecular function (GO): serine-type endopeptidase activity
Source: RefSeq, a predicted model, not a curated record